This is a messenger RNA of Nylanderia fulva, 577 nucleotides long. The record is from RefSeq and is a predicted model, not a curated record. Lineage: Eukaryota; Metazoa; Arthropoda; Insecta; Hymenoptera; Formicidae.
UACGCGUGGGGAAUUCCCUUUAUCAUCACUAUUGUCUGUGAAAUUAUGGAUUAUGCUCCUAACGUGCCAAUAAUUUUCCGACCGAAAUUUUACACAGAAGAUUGCUGGUUCGAUGGAGAAAACCAGGUUGCGUUUAUAUUGUAUUAUCACGGGUUUAAAAGUAUGUGCAUCAUUAGUAGCGUUUGCUUAUCCAUCCCUACAGCAUUGAGGAUUACGCGUUACAAAAGGGAUAUAGAUCCUUGUCUGAAAAAUUCAGAAAGCAAGUGUUAUAACGACAAUAAGAAAUGGUUUAGUCUGUAUCUGAAGCUAUUUAUUGUCCUGUUCAUCAUAAUAGGUAUAAAAUGGUAUAUGAUAACAGUGUCAUCAUUUUCUGGAAAUCAAUCAAUUUACAAUUCGUACGCUAUUAAUUUAAUGGACAUUAUACAGAAUCUAUGUACCUUUAUCAUAUUUGUGUGGAAAAAAAGGAUCAAACAGAUGUUACUGAAGCGAUUCGGCUGCGGUCUGGUUCCAAAACGAAUACAAAAACGAAUGCAACAUCUUCCAUGAUUUGUAUUACCACAUCGGGAAGAAUAAUCAA